Vanrija pseudolonga is the source of this 1698-nucleotide messenger RNA. RefSeq names its product Cytokinin riboside 5'-monophosphate phosphoribohydrolase LOG5 (gene SPBC19G7.02). NCBI's taxonomy places the organism in Eukaryota, Fungi, Basidiomycota, Tremellomycetes, Trichosporonales, Trichosporonaceae. Gene Ontology annotation, biological process: cytokinin biosynthetic process. Gene Ontology annotation, cellular component: cytosol. Gene Ontology annotation, molecular function: hydrolase activity, hydrolyzing N-glycosyl compounds. The record is from RefSeq and is a predicted model, not a curated record. The transcript is spliced from 9 exons. Bases 58 to 846 code for a protein of 262 amino acids.
GAUACAACUCGCAGCUUUACUCGUCUCUUCCCCUCCUCCCUUAUCUCUUCACCCAAAAUGUCGCCCUUCCCCACCGACCAGGAGCUCAAGAAGCCCGUCUGCGCAUUCUGCGGCUCGUCGCCUGGCAGCUCGACAAUCUACGGCGACGCCGCGGCGUCGGUCGGCGCGGCGCUCGCCGAGGCGUCCUACCCGCUCGUGUACGGCGGCGGCAGGCGCGGGCUCAUGGGCGUCGUGUCCCAGUCGCACCUCAAGGCAGGCGGCUACACGCACGGCGUGCUCCCCCGCGCUCUCGUCGCCCGCGCGAGCGAGCACACGCCUGCGCCGUCCGCCUCGGCAUUCACUGGCACGCCGAAGGACAACGCGCCGGUCAAGUCGGCCGAGGGCAAGGGCCACGACUUGCUCGACGACGACUUUGACGGCCGCUUGACGAUGGAGGUCGUUGGCAGCAUGCACGAGCGCAAGGCCAAGAUGGCCCAGCUGUCCACUGGCGGCUUUGUUGUCCUCCCUGGUGGAUACGGCACGUUCGAGGAGCUGCUCGAGAUGGUCACCUGGAACCAGCUCGGUAUCCACUCGGUGCCCGUCCUCGUCCUGAACAUUGGCAACUUCUACACCGCGCUUCAGACUCUGGUCGAGAACGCCGUCACUGCCGGCUUCAUCCAGCCCAUCAACCUCAAGCUCAUGACCGUCGUCAACUUGCCCGGCGGGCCCGAGGCCAACGCCGACCCCACCAAGGCGGGCGAGUGGGGCGCUGCGACUGUCAAGGCUCUGCAGGAGUGGCAGUUCCCUACCGACGGCGGCUACGGGUUCAAGUGGAAGGACGCCGAGUCCAAGGCGAGCACCGCGUAGACAGAAUGCAUCAAUCAAUUGACAUGAGUAGGCCGCCGCAGACGCAGACAAGCCGGCGCUCUUCUCGACGGGGCGGUACACGUCGGCGGCAUCGAGCGAAGUGAGCAAGACGAACGUGCCGCUCUGGGACCUGCACGUGUGGCGGCUGCGCAACGCCCAUGCGCACUUUGCCGGCAAGGAGGGAGCGGCCGUGUGGGGCGCCUGGCCGGGAGACGAGGCGGUGUGGGCGGCGGUCAAAGCCAAGCUCGAGGUCGCUGGCGCCGGCGACUGGAGGCUCCGUAUCCUCCUCCACCCAGGCGCACGACUCGAGGUCCAGACGAUCCCAGCUGCUGCUGGCACUGCGCCGUUCGCCCCCCUCCCUGCCGCCGACACCCCGACGACCAAACGCGCGCUGUACCUCGACCCGGAGGACAGUGUAAUCGAGUCGGACACCAGCUAUCGGCUGUACAAGACCGAGCAGCGCGCAGUGUACAACGCCGCGGCGGCGCGUGCGCCGACCACCGAGCCGCACCCCGAGGUGCUCCUGCACACGCCGGAGCGGCUGCUGGAGAGCGUCACCUCCAACAUUGCGAUCCGCAAGCCGACCGUGAACGGAUGGCGGUGGGUCACGCCGUCGCUGCGGCCCAACAACGCGCCGUUCCUCGCGGGUACAAUGCGCAAGCAUCUCCUCGACGCAGGUGUCCUGACGGAGGGCGAGCUGACGCUGGCCGACUGGGCAAAGGCAAAGGCGGAUGGACACCGCGUGAUCGGGUUUAAUGGGUUCCGCGGCGUGUGGGAGGCCGAGAUUGUAUAGAAGCAAGCAUACAUGCACUACACCCAUAGAAGCGUCGCGCCCAACGCCGAUGUAGCCGG